AGGAUAACAAUUUAAUUAUCAUCUUCCAAAUCCUCCCUUACGCCCCUGUCUUUUUUCCGACGUCAAUCAGGGGAUCUGUCUUGUCUCAAGGAUGGUAAAUAAACAACCACCUGUUUAUAGUUUGAGUUCCCGGAAUCUCGCGCCUCUUUCCCGACCAGUCCAACAAGGGAUUCCACAUUAUGAGUCGCUUACCUACCUCCCGCCCUGCACUAUAUUUCUUAAUCGUUGGCGUUGUACUGCUCUCGACCAUCCUCUACCUCACAUUCUUUGUCUUUAUCUACUCCGACUCCGAAGGAAACUCGACUUUUUCGUUCGGUUCUCCAUUAAACUUUUGCUCAUCCAAUGAUAAUGAUCAGCAAGCUUUGGCGAAAUUGACCUCGACCACUACCACAACUGUAACUAUCACAGCGAGACCGACAGCAAGGCCAACGGAAAUAGCGACAUCGAAGCCUGUCGAAGUAGCGAAGAAUCCCGAGCCCGCAUACUGCAAUUAUUGCACGUCUACUGACGAGGUUUGCAAAAGAUAUGGCUCCUUCAAUCUUGCUCGUUCACGCGCCUACGAAGGCCCCAAUACACGUCUCAAACGCGUUAUCCGAAAACUACAGUCUGGAAAGAAAAUCAAAAUCGGUAUCAUCGGCGGCUCCGUUUCUAAAGGUCACGGAUUACGAGACCACCGUCUCAACUGGUCCUACCUUUAUGCUGAAUCUAUUCGCGAGACUUUUGCCAAAUCAACUUCCGCUGAUGCUGCCAAUAUUGAAGUUGAACUCAUUAACGGCUCAGUUGGAGCGACAAUCAGCCAAUAUAUGGAGACGUGUUUCCGAGAACACAUUCCGGAAGACGUGGACUUGGUCAUUAUAGAGCUGGCGAUUAACGACCAGCGAUUGGAGUAUUUGGCCAAAGGAUACGAGAAUCUUAUACGAGCAAUCUUCGCCCUACCUAACCAUCCUGCCAUUAUAAACGUUCAGGUCCUGGCUCUCAUGUUCCCAACGAUAACAAUGGGAGGCGACCUUCAUACUGCCGUAGCUCAGUACUACGAUACUCCCAUCAUCAGUCUUCGUAACGUUAUUCUUCCGCACAUCUUACGUUCUACUCAACUAAACUCUUCCGAUAACUCUCUUGAAGAAUACUGGUUCAAUGUUGAUGCAAAUGGCGUCGACCUUCGUCACAUCAGCUUCCACGGCCAUCGUAUGAUUGGUGAUCUUCUCAAAUCGUUCACUUCUCGCGUCGCAUGCGAAGGCUGGCGAGAAGAACAAUCCCAACAAAUUGGUUCAAACGGAAAGACUUCAGAUGUCGUCGGAGGUAGGGAUUGGACUCCUUACGAUGAUGAUCGUCUUGAAGGGUUGACGUUAAGCCUUCCUAAUCCUAAUGAGGGCGAGGCUGUUUCUGAGUAUAUUCCCCGUCUAUCCUUGUUCCAAAAGUUCGACCACACCACCGUUCUUCAGCCCGCUAUACCGUUUUGCCGUACAACUACAACUCUCACAAGUACCGGCCAACUCUCUUCGCCUUACGCACACCAACUAGAGCCCCUGGCUCCGCCGCUGUCAACCGAGGGUCCCGACGCGUUCGCGAUGUGGAACCAUCCACAGAAUCCUGGCAAGGUGUGGUUGACUGGACGAAAACCGGGUGUCAAAGUAGCGUUCAAAGUUCAGACUAGUGCGUUAGGAAGGAUAAGGGUGACGUAUUUGAGGAGCGGAAGUUAUGGCUUAGGAAGCGUGUGGUGUUGGGUCGAUGACAACAGGAACAAGGGCAAAAGACUAGAUGGAUAUUGGGAAUACAAAGACAUUCAUGUAGCAAACUCGCACGUCGUCACUGAAGACGCCACACCAGGUGAACAUAUCCUGCAUUGCGAAAUCAUGAAGGAGACGAAAGAUCCCGGAGGCGGAACAGAAUUCAGGAUUGUCGCUGUGGAUGCGCUGUAGUUCGGGUCCACGGAGGGGUGUCAAAGUGGAAUUUUACCUCUAGAUUUGUGGAAACGUCUAUGUAGUACGUGUUUUGUAAGUGUAUAGUGGAUAUUCCUCGCGGGACUAUAUACAAUAUAGCAUAUAUUUGUUGUAAUUUACAGUU
Lentinula edodes (shiitake mushroom) is the source of this 2064-nucleotide messenger RNA. RefSeq lists its product as uncharacterized. The transcript is spliced from 6 exons. NCBI's taxonomy places the organism in Eukaryota, Fungi, Basidiomycota, Agaricomycetes, Agaricales, Omphalotaceae. The record is from RefSeq and is a predicted model, not a curated record. Bases 180 to 1919 code for a protein of 579 amino acids.